Messenger RNA from Pseudophryne corroboree (corroboree frog), 4020 nucleotides. Its product is annotated as caspase-8-like. The record is from RefSeq and is a predicted model, not a curated record. Gene Ontology annotation, biological process: proteolysis; regulation of apoptotic process. The transcript has 8 exons. Bases 18 to 1421 code for a protein of 467 amino acids. Lineage: Eukaryota; Metazoa; Chordata; Amphibia; Anura; Myobatrachidae. Gene Ontology annotation, molecular function: protein binding; cysteine-type endopeptidase activity.
AUUACCCACACCCUGAAAUGGAUGACGAUCUGCAGAGGCUCCUGCUGCACGUUAGUGAGGAUCUCUGGGUCAGGGAUGUACAAGCCAUGGUAUUUCUAUGUGGGGACAACCUGAGGACAGCAGACAAGGAACACAUCAGGGAUGACGGCAAAACGCUCUUCUCAGUUCUGCAAAAGAAAGACUUGCUCUCACAGGGAAACUUAUCCUUUCUCAAGGAGAUCCUGUGGAGAAUAGGCAGAAUUGACAUCCUGAAGAAUCAGCUGAAGCUUCCAGCACAGGAAAUAGCGGACCUUCCAAACACCGCCCGACGCAUUUCUCCAUACAGGUGCCUCCUGUAUGACAUAUCAGAACGUCUCAGUACCAGCGAUGUAGACAAAGUGAAGUAUUUGCUGUAUCCCGGACCUCACAGAACAGAAUCUAUGCUGGACGUGCUUCUAGAAAUGGAAAAAGAUGGAAAACUGAGUGAAGACGAUCUGAAGACACUGAGCAACGCUCUGCGAGAAAUCCAUCGGAAUGAUCUCCUGCAGAAGGUGGCAUCAUAUGAAAGACAACAAGGUUGCCAAGCAGCAAGUCUCAUCAGUACGCUUGAGAACCUGGGUAUAGAAGAGAGCAGCCCCGAAACACAGAAAGAUUCCUCAGUGCCGCAGGGGCACAUGGAGGAAUACCGGCUGGAGAAGGUGCCGCACGGCUGGUGUGUAAUUAUCAACAACAAGAGAUUCAGCGAUGGAGACAGAAGUGGAACAGACAGAGACGCAGAGGCGAUAAGGAAAGUAUUUGCAGCACGUGGUUACGUGGUAGAAGAACACAAAGACCUGACAGGCGAUGGGAUCUUACACAUCAUGGAGGAGUAUCAGAAAAAGGAUCACUCUGAGAGAGACAGCUUUGUGUGUUUUGUCCUCUCGCAUGGUGGUCAAGGGGUUGUAUUUGGUACAGAUGGAAAAGAGGUGCCAAUCAAGAACAUAACCAACUGCGUCAAUGGUCAGAAUUGUGAGUCACUACGUGGCAAACCCAAGGUGUUCUUCCUGCAAGCGUGCCAAGGAGAUCAGGUUGAUGAAGGAGUUCCUUAUCAUAGUGACAGCAUUGGAUCUACGUAUGCAGAUGACGGCACGCGGGGUCACAUUCCCACCAAUGCUGACUUCCUAACAGGUUUUGCUACUGUUGAAGAUUAUAUCUCUCUGAGGCAUCCUAGGAAUGGAUCUGUUUAUGUGCAGAAGCUGUGCAUAGCGUUGACGGAUCAUCAUUAUUUCCAAGAGGACUUGGCGAGCAUUCUGACCACUGUGCACCAGAGAAUCGCAGAAGAAGAUUAUGACUAUACACAAGAAGAUGGCCGGAAGCGCGUCAAGCAGAUGCCAUCGUACAAAUCAGAGUUACGCAAGCGAUUGAUUUUACCACCCCCAUCAAAUGAAGGAGAAAUAAGCUGACAACACUCACAUAAUAAACCUUUCUUAGGAAAAGUGCUGGUAGUUAUAGCUUGUUCUUUAUUUUAUAUUUUGUUCAAACCUAUUGUCGCGGAGCGCGUAACUGAUAGCAACGUGCCAACGCCGCAUGAUGUCUGAGCCUCUCCUCCGCCUUCUCCAUUUUAGUUUAAGUUUAGUGAAUACCUCAUACCCCAACAGACGUGGUAAUGGGGAGAGUGUCGCACGAUGAAUGCAGACCUUCAUUCAGUCUUAAUACCUGCAGAAUAGUCAGGUACAGUAUGAGGAGCCCCUCUCAUCUCCCACGGUGCGUGCCGGAAUCAGGGGUCAGGGCUGGACCCUGUGCUGUGUAUCUACCUAGAUAUACCUCUGCUCACAUACCCUUACUCCGGGCACCAUGGCGCCUAGCUACACCUCUGUUCACACCCUUACGUCGGGCACUAUGGCACCUAGAUACACCUCUCCUCACACCUUUACUCUGGGCACCAUGGCACCUAGCUGCACACCUGCUCACAUACCCUUACUCCAGGCACCAUGAUGACUAGCUACACCUCUGCUCACACCCUUACGUCGGGCACUAUGGCACCUAGAUACACCUCUGCUCACACCCUUACUCUGGGAACCAUGGCACCUAGAUACACCUCUCCUCACACCCUUACUCUGGGAACCAUGGUACCUAGAUAUACCUCUGCUCACAUACCCUUACUCUGGGCACCAUGGCGCCUAGCUGCACCUCUGCUCACAUCCUUACUCUGGGAACCAUGGCACCUAGAUACACCUCUGCUCACACCCUUACUCUGGGAACCAUGGUACCUAGAUAUACCUCUGCUCACAUACCCUUACUCUGGGCACCAUGGCACCUAGAUACACCUCUCCUCACACCCUUACUCUGGGAACCAUGGUACCUAGAUAUACCUCUGCUCACAUACCCUUACUCUGGGCACCAUGGCGCCUAGCUGCACCUCUGCUCACACCCUUACUCUGGGAACCAUGGUACCUAGAUAUACCUCUGCUCACAUACCCUUACUCUGGGCACCAUGGCACCUAGAUACACCUCUCCUCACACCCUUACUCUGGGAACCAUGGUACCUAGAUAUACCUCUGCUCACAUACCCUUACUCUGGGCACCAUGGCGCCUAGCUGCACCUCUGCUCACAUACCCUUACUCUGGGCACCAUGGCACCUAGAUACACCUCUCCUCACACCUUUACUCUGGGCACCAUGGCGCCUAGCUGCAUACCUGCUCACACCCUUACUCCAGGCACCAUGAUGACUAGCUACACCUCUGCUCACACCCUUACGCCGGGCAUUAUGGCACCUAGCUAUACCUCUGCUCACACCCUUACUCUGGGCACCAUGGUGCCUAGCUGCACCUCUGCUCACACCCUUACUCUGGGCACCAUGGUGCCUGGCUACACCUCUGCUCACACCCUUACUCCGGGCACCAUGUCGCCUAGCUGCACCUCUGCUCAAAUACCCUUACUCCGGGCACCAUGGCAUGUAGCUGCACCUCUGCUCACAUACCCUUACUCCGGGCACCAUGGCAUCUAGCUGCACCUCUGCUCACAUACCCUUACUCCGGGCACCAUGGUGCCUAGCUACACCUCUGCUCACAUACCCUUACUCCGGGCACCAUGGUGCCUAGCUGCACCUCUGCUCACACCCUUACUCCGGGCACCAUGGCGCCUAGCUACACCUCUGCUCACACACCCUUACUCCGGGCACCAUGGCGCCUAGCUAUACCUCUGCUCACACCCUUACUCCGGGCACCAUGGCGCCUAGCUGCACCUCUGCUCACAUACCCUUACUCCGGGCAGCAUGGCGCCUAGCUACACCGCUGCUCACAUACCCUUACUCCGGGCACCAUGGCGCCUAGCUGCACCUCUGCUCACAUACCCUUACUCCGGGCACCAUGGCGCCUAGCUGCACCUCUGCUCACACCCUUACUCCGGGCACCAUGGCGCCUAGCUGCACCUCUGCUCACACCCUUACUCCGGGCACCAUGGCGCCUAGCUGCACCUCUGCUCACAUACCCUUACUCCGGGCAGCAUGGCGCCUAGCUACACCGCUGCUCACAUACCCUUACUCCGGGCACCAUGGCGCCUAGCUGCACCUCUGCUCACAUACCCUUACUCCGGGCACCAUGGCGCCUAGCUGCACCUCUGCUCACACCCUUACUCCGGGCACCAUGGCGCCUAGCUGCACCUCUGCUCACACCCUUACUCCGGGCACCAUGGCGCCUAGCUAUACCUCUGCUCACAUACCCUUACUCCGGGCACCAUGGCGCCUAGCUGCACCUCUGCUCACACCCUUACUCCGGGCACCAUGGCGCCUAGCUGCACCUCUGCUCACACCCUUACUCCGGGCACCAUGGCGCCUAGCUAUACCUCUGCUCACAUACCCUUACUCCGGGCACCAUGGCGCCUAGCUACACCUCUGCUGCACUACCUGAGCCACUUGUGUGGGUUGUAGGGAGGUCAUACAGGCACGUGGAGGCCACACACACUACUGAGCCUCAUUUUGACUUGUUUUAAGGACAUUACAUCAAAGUUGGAUAAGCCUGUAGUGUGUUUUUCGACUUUAAUUUUGAGGGUGACUCCAAAUC